AUGUCGAGAAAAUUAACACCGGAAAACGUGAUCGCUUUCACGAAAUUGAGUUUAGUUAUAUCUCUUUCAUGGCCACUACCGGCCGUCGCUACAAAACGACAAGUAAUUCUUUUUAGGGUGUUACGCUUUUUGAUUUACGUGAACAUAUGGUGUCUUUUUGUACCAUUGUUCAUGACCCUUCAGGAUUGGAAUGAACGUCCCGACAUUUGCGUCAAAUCGAUUCCAUUAAUAGCUGGCAGUGCUCAAGCUUUUAUAGAAAUGUGGAUAUGUCACGGACAGCAUAAACAUCUCCAAUUAUUAAUUGCUGAGAUGGAAAACUACUGUAAACAUGCUAUAGGUUUCGAAAAGGAUAUCUUGCAACAGUAUGUCGAUAGAUAUGCGAUAUUUUACGCUGUGACUGCGAUGUGGUUUUAUUUAACAGCGUUUGCUGUUAUUUGCAGUCCACCAUUUUUAUCUCAACCUUUUCCAACAUUUGAUAUGUUGUGCUAUGAAUUACGAAUGAUAUCAAAUGUUUACGAACUGACACGGUGUAUUCGGAAGCACCAACAACUGCUACGAUACGCAAAUGAUGUAACUCAUUCAGUUCGUUUUCUGGUUUUGACAAUAGUUGGAGGUAGUGCAGCGGCAGUAUUAUUCGUCGGUCUCACUCUUGUCAGUCAACAGCCAUUAAUUAUCAAACUGCAAUUUUGUGUGAUAACUUUCACCUGCCUUUCCCAAGUGUUUAUGUGUUGUUGGCCUGCUAACAAUCUAUUGAAUGCAAGUUCAGAUGUUGCCUUAGCGGUUUAUGAAUCGUUAUGGUAUUCUCGCAACGUAUAUAUGCAAAAAAAUUUGCUUCCCAUUUUGUUACGAUGCCAGAAACCAGUUGCUGUUACCGUUACCUGCAUUAUACCUAUUUUAUCCUUAAGAUACUUUGGUUCGUAUAUUUCAACGGCUUUUUCUUAUUUUACAACUUUACGAGUAAUGUUAGAAGAAAAUGAAGCAGACAAAGUUUAAUUAUAAAAUAAAAAUUUAUCACAAGUCUAC
Messenger RNA from Cataglyphis hispanica, 1023 nucleotides. RefSeq lists its product as uncharacterized. Gene Ontology annotation, cellular component: plasma membrane. The transcript is spliced from 7 exons. Bases 1 to 993 code for a protein of 330 amino acids. The record is from RefSeq and is a predicted model, not a curated record. Lineage: Eukaryota; Metazoa; Arthropoda; Insecta; Hymenoptera; Formicidae. Gene Ontology annotation, biological process: sensory perception of smell; detection of chemical stimulus involved in sensory perception of smell. Gene Ontology annotation, molecular function: odorant binding; olfactory receptor activity.